Drosophila takahashii is the source of this 759-nucleotide messenger RNA. Its product is annotated as probable G-protein coupled receptor Mth-like 7. NCBI's taxonomy places the organism in Eukaryota, Metazoa, Arthropoda, Insecta, Diptera, Drosophilidae. Gene Ontology annotation, molecular function: G protein-coupled receptor activity. The record is from RefSeq and is a predicted model, not a curated record.
AUGGCAGACGUUACGUUAGAGGACUCAAACCAAAUCCAGAACGUAGGGUGGACUACCAAGUAUUUCCGGUUGAGGGAUCAUUUCGAAAAGUGCGAUGAGAUGCUGAGACUUAAUGAGGAUGAUUACGUAAUAUUGAAGAACGGAUCCAUAAAAAUAUACUACACUAAUGAAAUCUGGCCAAAAGAACGUUUCUGUCUAUAUCCCCAGAUUGAUUCGGACAUUCCCAAUUCCAUUUGGGUUAUUCAACACAAUUGCAUUGGAUAUUUUCCGCCAGUCAAAAAAUCACCGAAUACCUUCGCUUGGAGCAUGGCUGCUAUUUCAACAGGAGUUAUGUAUUUAGUGAAUCUAAUUUGGGAGGAGGAUCUCCAUAAAUGGAACUCGUUGCCCUUAGUUGGUUAUGACAAAUGCAGGCUGGAAGCUCGGGGGCCCUCAUAUUGGAUAUUUUUUAUGGGACCAGAAAUGAUUCUAGCCCUUUUUAAUGUGAUUAUGUUUAUUCUUACGGUCAUUCACAUUUGGAAAAAUUUGGUUAGCGGUCUAAUACACAUUUCGAAUUUCCUUCUCAGUUAUCUAAUAUUUUUGCGGCUCUCUGUUAUCAUGGGCGUGUUUUGGAUCUUGGAUAUUUUUUCUUUGUUGCAGCACUACAGCUUUUUUGCGGAGGUCUAUGUUUUGGUCCUCUACAUUGAAAGCAGUAUGGGAAUUCUCGUUUUUAUGCUGCUUAUCCUUAAGCGUAGCACCCUAAAACUGCUUAUGGAGAGGUAA